AUGUUCUCUCGCUCUGCUCUGCGGAGCCUUGUAUCCGACUUGCGUUGGACAGCACCGUCUACAAUCUCAUCCGCGGCUCCCCUUCAGCAACGAGCAUGCCUGCACCAAACUGCGUCUUUGAUGAACUCGCAACCACUCCAGAGUCAAUCAUCUUCCACCCACCCCGAUUUACCCCUCAGUGCGACUCCCCGGGCCCAAGAUGCCCAGCCAAAGACCCACAAUGGCAUCAAGCCCUCCAACAAUUUCGACGAAACCACCAUGACACCCCGAACACGCGCCGAUGUACCCAUUGCGAAACAACCCGUCGAACCAACCUUCACCACUCCCCUCAAAGUGACCAAAACCCUCAUGUCACAGCUCCCCCAUCUUGCCGGCCAGAAGCCGCACUACGUCGUCGCCCAAUUGCACGCACGGCCGUACCUGUUGACCGAAGGUGACCACCUUCGUUUGCCUUUUCUGAUGCCCAAUGUCAAGGCAGGUGAUAUCGUCCGGUUCAACCGUGCUUCUGCCGUUGGAUCGCGCGACUUCACAAUGAAGGGCGCCCCUACCAUCGAUGAGCGUAUGUACGAGUGUCGGAUGCGUGUGACUGGUGUGGAUGCGGAGCCGCUGCGCAUCAAAGAGAAGACCAAGCGGAGAAACAGACACGUCAAGCAAGCUAAGAGCAAGCACCGCUACACCCUCAUGCGAGUCAUGGAUGUACGAGUCAAGACGCCAGAGGAGUUGUUGGCGGAAGGCGCGGUGGUCGUUGAGGAUGGCGAAGGCGAAGAUGGCUCCGUCAUUGGGCCCCGGUCAUGA
Molecule: messenger RNA, 795 nt
Organism: Penicillium soppii
Lineage: Eukaryota; Fungi; Ascomycota; Eurotiomycetes; Eurotiales; Aspergillaceae
Product: mitochondrial 54S ribosomal protein bL21m
Exons: 1
Coding region: 1-795 (264 amino acids)
Cellular component (GO): ribosome; mitochondrial large ribosomal subunit
Molecular function (GO): structural constituent of ribosome
Source: RefSeq, a predicted model, not a curated record